AUGACGAGGGAGGAGCCCUGCAGGGAGGAGCUCAGCUAUGACCGGAUGGCCACCCUGGAGCGGGGCAGGCCAGACGCGGGGAGCUACGCGGACACCAAGCCUGGCGACCUGCAGCUGUCGUCGAGGCUGCCCCCCUGCUUCAGUCACAAGACGUGGGUCUUCUCCGUGUUGAUGGGGGGCUGUCUGCUGGUGACCUCGGGGUUUUCGCUGUACCUGGGCAACGUGUUUCCUUCCGAGAUGGAUUACCUACGUUGUGCUGCAGGCUCGUGCAUUCCCUCGGCUAUCGUGAGCUUCGCUGUUUCCAGGAAAAAUGCCAAUGCGAUCCCCAAUUUUCAGAUGCUGUUUGUUUCCACGUUUGCUGUCACCACUACGUGUCUGAUCUGGUUUGGAUGCAAACUGGUCCUGAACCCGUCAGCAAUAGACAUAAAUUUCAACCUGAUUCUGCUGCUCCUGCUGGAGCUCCUCAUGGCGGCCACGGUGAUUGUCUCCGCGAGGUCCAGCGAGGCAUCUGGCCGGCAGAAGGGCUCUGUCACUGACAGCACCAUUUUGUACAAUGUGGCGUUUCCUGCACGGAUCCUGAAAUCCUACUCGGUCAUUGAGGUGAUUGCUGGCGUCUCGGCCGUGCUGGGUGGGGUCAUCACUCUGAACGUGCAUGACGCGGUCUCAAGCCCCCACCUCUCGGUGACAUUCUUCUGGAUCUUAGUGGCUUGUUUUCCAAGCGCCAUUGCCAGUCAUGUGACCGCGGAGUGUCCCAGCAGGUGCCUGGUGGAGGUGUUGAUCGCCAUCUGCAGCCUCACGUCCCCGCUGCUCUUCACGGCCGUGGGGUACCUGACCUUCAGCGUGAGGAGGGUCGUGGAGGUGUUUGAAGAUUACCCACCAGCCCUCAAGCAAUCCUACGACGUGCUCCUGCUGCUGCUGAUGCUGGAGCUGCUGCUGCAGGCGAGUCUGCACACGGGCACCAUCAUCCAGUGCGCGCGCUUCCAGGCGGCUGGCCCACAGGAGCGCCCCACUGCUGAGGUGGCCAGAAGCCCCCUGAAGGAGUUUGACAAGGAGAAAGCCUGGAGAGCGGUGGUGGUGCAAAUGGCCCAGUGA
Miniopterus natalensis is the source of this 1092-nucleotide messenger RNA. RefSeq names its product modulator of VRAC current 1 (gene MLC1). Gene Ontology annotation, biological process: regulation of response to osmotic stress. The record is from RefSeq and is a predicted model, not a curated record. Lineage: Eukaryota; Metazoa; Chordata; Mammalia; Chiroptera; Miniopteridae. Gene Ontology annotation, cellular component: endoplasmic reticulum; plasma membrane; cytoplasmic vesicle.